Molecule: messenger RNA, 2515 nt
Organism: Petromyzon marinus (sea lamprey)
Lineage: Eukaryota; Metazoa; Chordata; Hyperoartia; Petromyzontiformes; Petromyzontidae
Gene: TMEM167A
Product: transmembrane protein 167A
Source: RefSeq, a predicted model, not a curated record
GUGAAACUUAUUUAAUAUUUUUUGUUCGGAAGUCCUCAACUCUCAACAUUUCGCCCUCUAGCGGCUUUGACUGCCGUCUCCUGCCUCACCACCACCAGCCGCUAUGUCGGCAAUAUUUAACUUCCAGGCGCUGCUGACAGUGCUGCUGCUGCUGGUGUGCACGUGCGCGUAUGUGCGGGCGCUCUUCCCCUCCAUGCUGGACCACAACAAGACCGGAAUUCUCGGCAUUUUUUGGAAGUGUGCCAGGAUAGGUGAACGGAAGAGCGCGUAUGUGGGAGUGGCAUGCAUUGCCAUGGCAUUCAGCAUCCUCUUCCUCCAGUAGCACAGGGCGAAGGGCUAGUCACUACGGCUUGGGGGAGGGGAAGUGGAGGUAGGGGGGAAAUAUUUGGGGGGAGGGGGAAGAGAGAAGGGGGAUGAGGUGCAUGCACCGGGCAGUCGGGAGCCGAGUUUCACUCUGAGUUUGCACUCCUAGGAGACUCCAAAUUAUCAGCACUAUCGCCAUCAUCAUUAUCAUCUCACCAUCGUCACCGCUACAUCAACAGGAUUACUGAUAUAAUCACCGUUGCCUCAUUGGCAUAAUCAAUGUUGCAUUAUCACUUUUAUCAUUAGGUACAUUUCCAUUAGCUGCUAGAUAAGAGCCUUCCCCAUGCCGUGCACACUGGUCAACGCUGUGGUUUGGGAAGGCGAGAAAGCGUAGACGUUGGGAGCAUAGUACAGUACAGCAAUGCAUAUUGCUCUUCUGCCUCCUGCUGACAUCCGUAGCUCCGCAUCGUUAUCACUUUACGCAUUUUUGCAACUUCGGUGCCACAUUCUAUCAUCUCUUUACAAUAACAUCAUAUUCGCAAACAUCACAUGCCCAAUGUCAAUGCGCGCUGCUUUUUCACUGCGCUUUUGGUUCUCUAGCUGUUGAGACGUGCGGCGUGGAUGGGAACACAGCGACGGGAAACGGCGUCAUUCGUACACACAUUCCAUCGUCAUUGCUGCGGUAGUCGUAGUCCUAAGUGAGUGUAACACGAGUUGUGAUGUCGCUGGACUUAGAAACACUCUCUCUGUGCGCCAUGACGAACACAGCUCCCACCUUCGCGAUGCGUUUCCGGUGUCGUAUCGCGCAUGGUUCGGCCCAAUGUCUGACAUUUCACUUCGACGUGCUGGAGGAGUUUCUUCAGGAAUUGAAGUUCCUCAACUGAAGAAACUGAAGGUUUAACUGACAGAACAACACAACCCAAAUACAAGUCGGAGAGCUGCGUCGUACAACUGCUAAAACUUACGCAGUGGCACCACUUCCACCAAUCGGCCCAAGCCAUGCUACUCGCAGGGUAUGUUAGUGGAUGCACGAAAGUCAUUUCUGGUCAAAAUGGGGCAGGUAGAGUUUGGAUUAUGGCAUCAAGAUUGACUCCAACAUUGUAUUUUAGUGCAGCAGUGUUUGACCAAAAACUAUCUACAACAAUUGAACAAGGGCCUUGCCCAAAUGCAGAGGAGGGCGCCCUCGUGUAUUGCGCUGGCAGCCACAAAGAAUGCAUCGGAUAAACAUUUUUAACCUCCGUGAAACAAAUUUUUUUUCACAAAACGGUGAGAUUUUUCAGUUAAGGAUUUGGGUUUUGCCCCACAGCGGCAAUUUAAGGUGCGUUUUUCUUUCUCUUUUCGAGAUAUUUUUCCCUCGUCCACGUGGGUUUGCAAAUGUUCUUGAGGCUCAAGGUGCCUGCCGUCUGGGACUCCCCCUUGCUGGUGCAGAAGAAGAGCCACGUGACCCAGUGAUGGGAUCGUUAAAGGAUCGGUGAUCGUCGCUUCUUGGUUGAGACUGCUUGCAUCUCGUUUAGAUUAUAAGAAAUCGCUCUAAGGGAAAACUCCUUUAGACGUUGACCACUGCUUGUCCAGGAUUUGUCCCCCAAUUGACUGGGGCCAUUUGAAGGUUAUCGUCGCCAUCGGUGCAUCUACGCUGAACACCUACGUACAAAAACGUUAGACAUAAAUGGCUUGGCACGGCAGAAGUUGUCUGAGCAAUAGAAACAAAGUUGGUAACGUUAACAAUUAUUUGGUGACCCUACGUUGGCUGUGGUGCACAAUCACAAAUAAAUAAAAACACUCAACACGUGCUAUGAAGAAGGGCCAUUGCACACAUGUGCUGUGAAUCAGGGCUAUUGCCCAAUACGUCACCGAAUAUACUUUUUGAAAGAGUUAUUGAUGCACAUGUUUGAGUUUUUUUAAAUAAAAAAAGUGAAUUUGGUUAACAAUGAUCGAUCUGUAGAGCACACAGCCUUCUGGGUAGACUUUUACGUGAUCUGAUUGUAAGUUGCCAUCCCAGUCAUGGCGAGUGGACACAAUCCCAUUUGCCCUCUAUCGGGGCAGAAAUGUGAAAUGGUCCGUCGAUAAACCACUGAAGGCAACGAUUACCAUUAACUGACCCUGUUAGUGUUCAAAGAUCGCACUUGACAUUCCAUAGAAGUUGGCCAUGGGCCUGUUUACAGAACCCACUCCUGUAUUCCAUCUUUGUCCAGUAAAGCUUUUUUUGAAUAAC